Chionomys nivalis (European snow vole) is the source of this 1303-nucleotide messenger RNA. RefSeq names its product distal-less homeobox 2 (gene Dlx2). Gene Ontology annotation, biological process: embryo development; negative regulation of transcription by RNA polymerase II; cell differentiation. Gene Ontology annotation, molecular function: RNA polymerase II cis-regulatory region sequence-specific DNA binding; DNA-binding transcription factor activity, RNA polymerase II-specific. Bases 20 to 1018 code for a protein of 332 amino acids. The record is from RefSeq and is a predicted model, not a curated record. Lineage: Eukaryota; Metazoa; Chordata; Mammalia; Rodentia; Cricetidae. The transcript has 3 exons.
UUUCCUGUCCCGGGUCAGGAUGACUGGAGUCUUUGACAGUCUGGUGGCUGAUAUGCACUCGACCCAGAUCACCGCCUCCAGCACGUACCACCAGCACCAGCAGCCCCCGAGCGGUGCCGGCGCGGGCCCCGGCGGUAGCAGCAACAGCAGCAGCAGUAACGGCAGCCUGCACAAGCCCCAGGAGUCACCAACCCUCCCGGUGUCCACAGCUACCGACAGCAGCUACUACACCAACCAGCAGCACCCGGCGGGCGGCGGCGGCGGGGGGGCCUCGCCCUACGCGCACAUGGGCUCCUACCAGUACCACGCCAGCGGCCUCAACAACGUCCCCUACUCCGCCAAAAGCAGCUACGAUCUGGGCUACACCGCCGCGUACACCUCCUAUGCGCCCUACGGAACCAGUUCGUCCCCGGUCAACAACGAGCCUGACAAGGAAGACCUUGAGCCUGAAAUCCGGAUAGUGAACGGGAAGCCAAAGAAAGUCCGGAAACCACGCACCAUCUACUCCAGUUUCCAGCUGGCGGCCCUUCAGAGGCGCUUCCAGAAGACCCAGUAUCUGGCACUGCCAGAGAGAGCCGAGCUGGCGGCAUCCCUGGGCCUCACCCAGACUCAGGUCAAAAUCUGGUUCCAGAACCGCCGAUCCAAGUUCAAGAAGAUGUGGAAAAGCGGUGAGAUCCCCACGGAGCAGCACCCUGGAACCAGCGCUUCUCCACCUUGUGCCUCCCCACCGGUCACGGCGCCAGCCUCCUGGGACUUCGGCGCGCCGCAGCGGAUGGGGGGCGGCGGCCCGGGCAGCGGUGGCAGUGGCCCGGGCAGCUCCGGCUCCAGCCCGAGCAGCGCCGCCUCCGCGUUUCUGGGCAACUACCCGUGGUAUCACCAGGCUUCGGGCUCCGCUUCACACCUGCAGGCCACCGCGCCACUUCUGCAUCCCUCGCAGACUCCGCAGGCGCAUCACCACCACCACCAUCAUCACCACGCAGGCGGGGGCGCCCCGGUGAGCGCGGGGACGAUUUUCUAACCCGGAGGAAACGGCGCCAGAGACUUGAGAACUGAGACACACGGUGUUCUUCAGCACGCGCCCCAUAGCUAGAGGCUCGAUCCUACCAGUCCGCGACCGCCACCCAGCCUAUAUUGGAAGUGGCGACUGCGGGUGGCCCUUCGCGGGUCCACGUCUCGAAAUGCCACGGAGCAGCCGGAAACAAGGAGGCCUUCUGGGAUCCUCUAGUGCCAAGCUCGGCGGCCCUGGCCGCAAUUCCGACAUGAGCCCCGGCCACUUUUAGGCCCACUUCGGACUUGUCGCCCC